This is a messenger RNA of Oenanthe melanoleuca, 4414 nucleotides long. RefSeq names its product pleckstrin homology domain containing A1 (gene PLEKHA1). Gene Ontology annotation, molecular function: PDZ domain binding. The transcript has 13 exons. The coding region runs from base 373 to 1575 and encodes 400 amino acids. NCBI's taxonomy places the organism in Eukaryota, Metazoa, Chordata, Aves, Passeriformes, Muscicapidae. The record is from RefSeq and is a predicted model, not a curated record. Gene Ontology annotation, cellular component: cytoplasm; membrane.
GCAGUGCGGGUGCUGGCGGUGCGGACGGAGGCGGCGGCGGGACCAGCCCGUUCCCGGUGCGGAGCUCGGGAGCGGGGCCGGGAGCGGGCCCGGGCAGCGCCCGGCUCUCCUCACGGGGCUCCCGCACUGCCACCACUCCAGUAAGUGCCUCGGCGCGGGGCGGGGCUCGGCCCGCCCUGGGUGAUGCCCUUCCUUCCGCGCCUGCCCGGUGUGUGACCGCGCAGGGCACCGUCCUGCUCCGCGUCCCUCCUUUUUUUCCUUUCCGUUUUCCCUGGAAGGCGCUCGGCGGCGCGGGGCUCUGCGGCGCGGGGAGCCCCGGUGGCGCGGGCAGGGCGCUGUCACAGCCCCGGAGUGUGAUGUCCAGGGUCAGAAAUGCCUUAUGUGGAUCGCCAGAAUCGCAUCUGUGGUUUCCUAGACAUUGAGGAAAAUGAGAAUAGUGGGAAAUUCCUGCGGCGGUACUUCAUCCUGGACACACGGGAGGACAGCCUGGUGUGGUACAUGGACAACCCACAGAAUCUUCCCUCUGGAUCUCCACCUGUUGGGGUCAUUAAACUUACCUAUAUUUCAAAGGUUAGCGAUGCAACUAAGCUGAGGCCAAAGGCAGAGUUCUGUUUUGUUAUGAAUGCAGGGAUGAGAAAAUACUUUCUUCAAGCCAAUGAUCAGCAGGACCUAGUUGAAUGGGUAAAUGUUCUGAACAAAGCUACCAAAAUCACAGUACCAAAGCAGUCUGAUCCUCUCUGCCAAAUGGAUAAUGCAAAUCGUCAAGCUGAAAGCCCAGGUGGAAAGAAGCAAGUCUCUUACAGGACAGAAAUUGUUGGUGGUGUUCCCAUCAUUACACCCACCCAGAAAGAAGAAGUCAGUGAGGGCAGUGAAGGGGCUGACAGGAAUUAUUUGAAGCGGUCACAAAGUCACCUUCCUUAUUUUGCUGCUAAGCAUCCCCCAGAUAAUGCCAUUAUCAAAGCAGGUUACUGUGUCAAACAAGGAGCAGUGAUGAAGAACUGGAAGAGAAGAUACUUUCAAUUAGAUGAAAACACAAUAGGAUAUUUCAAGUCUGAACUGGAAAAGGAACCUCUCAGGGUUAUACCACUUAAGGAGGUCCAUAAAGUUCAGGAGUGCAAACAGAGUGAUAUAAUGAUGAGAGACAAUCUCUUUGAAAUUGUAACAACUUCUCGAACCUUUUAUGUGCAGGCAGACAGCCCUGAGGACAUGCACAGCUGGAUCAAGGCCAUUUCUGGGGCCAUCGUGGCGCAGCGGGGACCGGGCAGAUCGGCAGCUUCCAUGCGGCAGGCCAGAAGGCUGUCGAAUCCUUGUAUACAGAGGUAUACAUCAAGAACUGGUGAAUGCAGCACGAGCAUCCCGAGCCUUCUCCCGAGCCCGGCCAUGCUGUCCGUGCUGCCGGCCCAGCCGCAGGCAGCUCACAUUCCACAGCCCCUCCCAGCAGCCCUGUGGUCCCAGCCCCUCACCCCAAACCCUCUGCCUUGGAGAAGCGAGGAUUUCACGAGUCUUUUACCAAGGCCAGGCCAAGGAGCUACAAGAUCCAGGCUGUCGCUCCAAGAGAAUCAACUUCCAAAGUGACUGAACGGGGCCCCUGGGAACCCCGGAGCAAAAAUGGCACUCAGGAACAGGAUCCUGGCCUUGUGGAUCUGGAUGAUGCAAGCCUUCCAGUCAGUGAUGUGUAGGGAUGGAAGUGUUUGGAGAAUGAUCCAUUUGUUCGGUCCUUUAAUUUCCUUGCUUGGACUUUGAACCAAAGAAAAUUCCAGGAAAUGAGAACAAAACAAAAAAAAACCAACUGGAGCACUGCUGUUAUAUAUAUGUGUGUGUGUUCCUGUGCACACAUGGGUAUAUAUAAUGUGUUUGUGUGUUGCCUUUCAGCUGAGGGUCAGAGAUGGACCUUAGGUGUUUUCUCAAAGCCUGAUAGUAAAUCACUUACUAGGGAGGGGCCAAACUGCACAGUUUAGGAAAAAAAAACCCGACCCAAAAGGCAUUAAAAAAAAAAACAAACUUCUGCAAGUAAGCAAGAUACCAGCAACUUCUAAUUCCUAAUCUGGCAGAUUCACUAAAUUUGCAACUAAUGCUCUGUUUUGGAGAACUUGUUGCCAACAAAUGUGAUUAUUUAAUUUCAUCUUAAACUACAGUAAGAUUUUAGGCAUAUAUAAGAAUAUUUUCUCUCCGUGACUUUCGGAUACCAGGAAAUGCACAAAAUGUUUUUUCUGUUCUUUACGAUCAACAGUGUCAACUGAUUUGUUAUCAGAACAAGAAUUCUGAACUCCCUUGGAAUUCUAGUUAUGGUGCUGUAAAAUUUCCACUAAAAUAAUAUUUUGAAUAGUCAGCCUAUUUUUGAUGCACUCCUAAAGGUGGGUUAUAACUUUUUGCACAUUUGGGUUUCCGUGGACUGCAUGUAGUGGUGUUUUGGAGGCGGGGAGAAGAGAAUUUGGACUUUGGAAUUUGGACACUUUAGGUCUUUUUAACUAAGUAGGGUUUAUGUUGUGUUACAUUAGGCUUUGCAGCAAUUAUGUUUUCUUAAAUGUUUAAAUGUUAAUUGUUUGGUUACUGUUUUGAGAAUGAUUUCUUUCCCAGUGCUUUGUGAACAGUUCUUGUUCCUGUAUUGAUCAGUGGAAGAGCUCCUCUAGUUGUGUUAUUGGUACUGAACUGUUCCUAGUCCUGCAAUCGUGGCCUAUAACUUUUGGUGCACUAAGAAUCUGAAGUGCCUGUGUUUUCUCUCACACUGUUGAAACACUUUUGGGUUAGUGAUGUACACAGACCAUUCUUACUGGGUUUGAGCGUUGGCUUGGAGUUGCUCUGGAUAGCAUAGUUUGAAACAGCUCUUUAAAACAAGAUUUAUGCCAGGGGUACCAGUGUUCUGGUGUUGCACCCACUGCUGUGCAAUAUGUGUUCUUAAAAAGUGAGUAUUUGUUGUUUGUGUACAUUGUGUUAAUGGGGCAUCAGUGAUGCCAGCGAGGAGAACCUUUACAUUUCAAGUAUUGGAUUAGAUGGUGUGUACUUUUCAUCAUUUUUGGAAAAAAAUGUUUGCUUUAAUCCCAACCCCACAAAUAUCUCAUGCUGCUCUUACUGUGAUCCCGAUUGUCCAGCUUUGUGAGACUUUUUGUCUACUGGAACCUAAGAUACAUAUCAGGAAAGUCCAUCUUCUCUCCUACUUCCAAACUGACUUCCUGCUUGAGAGAUAUGGAUGGCUUUACCACAGCAAUUUGUUGAUCCCAGGACAGAAUAAUUGGUGUCAUGUAAGAAUGGAAUAUAGUUAAUUUCAAAAUCUUAAAUUAUAUCAGCACCUUCUUUUGGUUUUGGUUUAUUUUUUUUUUUUUAUCCAUAAGCUAACUAACCACUGUCUUAAGGCAGUGGUGUCUGUAAAUUACUGGUUUUGUUUGACUUUAGAUAUAUGUGAAAACUAGCACAGAAUUGGAAAUUACUGUAAAUGUCUGUACUAGUAUUGUAGGUUUUAAUUUCUAUAAAAAUAAACCAUUAGCUCUUCAAAAGCUUAUUUUUUCACAAGUACAUUCUGUGUGGAAGACACUUUGCAUUGUAACAUUUUUACUGUAGUCUAACAUCUGAAAUCACUUGCUCUGGUACAGCUUUCACACUGCAUGGUCAUUUUAUUAUAUUUUGGUAUUGGCAAUUUUACACAUUGGGUGGAGGUAAAGCAGCUCCAUUAUGGGACUUACAAAGAGGGGAAAAAGAGAAAAACGAAAAAAAGAAAUGAACUACUGUUGUAGUUCAGUAGCAUAGGGAAAUAGUUGUGGUUGGUCACUGUCAGGGUCUCCUAUUUAUCAGUACUUUUAUAAAUCUAUGAAAAUUGUUAAAUUAUUUUAGAAACAGUGCUGUAAAUACGUCACAUUUAAAUUGUCAAUAAAUCAGUUUGGGUAACUUAAAAUAACAUCUGGUUGAGUUUCUUUGUACCAUGACAGUAUUUGAUCAGAGCAAUAUAUUCUUUUUCAGCAUGCAAGAGGUCAGAUUGUCCUUUAUCCAGCCAUAGCAUCUUCAAAUCUAAUCAGGUUGUGUAGCCUAAGAAUGAAAUUGAACAGACUGAGCUGAUUUUCUUGUGCUGUUCUCAGUUUCUUCUCUGGAGGUUUUACAUAUUAUGCAAGGGAUAUUGAUGGAAAAGCAUCCCAGGGGAAGGAAAUGUAAUGUGAAUUUUCCUUCUUUAUUCUGAUGGAUCAGAAGGGUUCUCUCUCAGAGAUGCUUUCCUGAAAUACUAACUGGACACAAUUACCCAGAUUCCACUGCCACCACCUGGCUGUGCACUCUGCCCCUUCACUGAAGAGGAAACCAAGUUAUUCUGUAUGUCUACAGAUUUAAACCCACUGUGUUAAAAUAAAAUAUUUCCAGAAAAUGGAACUGCUGACUGCAGUGCACUUUCCUGGGGGCACCUGCUGAGGGGUGAUGCUCUAGGAUACAGUUU